AAUCCCCCAUUGCUCCCUCCCCACAUCAUGUUUGCUGCCAGGCGAUCAGUAGCUCCGGUGAGGCAACUGCUGCGUCACCAGCCUCGUCGAUUUGACUCGCAUGCCGCCCAUCAUGCUGCUCCCGUGAACGAGAGCUUCGGACGCAGCUUCUAUGUGACUGUUGGCACGUUCGCAUUCGGCUACGUCCUUUACCGAAUCCAUAAGUCCUACGUGGACUCCGACUCGACGUCGUUCAUUUCCAACCUCAUUGCAAAAUGGACACCGGAUGAGAAGAUCUUCGAGGAGAGAAACGCCGUACACACGGUUCUGAUGGAGAAGGCCGCUCAUGAUCGUCACUUGUUCGAAAGCCAAGGCGGCGGUCCCUCCAUUCAGCUGAGAACGCCCGAGCUUCUCAAUUCAGGCUCGCAGAUGAACGUGACACCCGGCUUCAGGCCCGACAUCAGCGCAGUUGCUGCACACUACGAGCGGCAGAACCAGCAAUUGGAGGAGGCUCGUGUUGCACGGAUGAAAGAUGGCAAAGUUGUUUCUCCUUACGAGUAAGGGAGUUGUUGGUAAUAGACUUGUGCAAUGAAGACCGGACGUGCUGUAUAUGUACAUAUGCGAGGAAAGAUGGUGCGAGCAAUUCAUUACUUU
Monascus purpureus is the source of this 633-nucleotide messenger RNA. Lineage: Eukaryota; Fungi; Ascomycota; Eurotiomycetes; Eurotiales; Aspergillaceae. The record is from the annotation of a GenBank genome assembly.